AGACAGUGGGAGAGAAGGGUAGACAAGGAUAGAUAGAGAUAUAGAAAGCUAGGAGAAAGAUUAGUCUUGUCUAGACUCUGGGUCGAGAAGGUCAACACAGUCGACAGGAUGUCUGAUUUAAUGUGGGGAGGGGUCCCUUUUCAAAUUCCAAGCAAAACGGCCAUGAAGUAUAUCAGCAGAGCUGUUAAAGUUAAGCGAGAAUGUGAAAUUCCUGUUGGCGGCCGAUAUAAUGCUCGGAAAACUAUGGAACGAGAGAUCCCCGGUCAUAAGCAGUGCAGAGCUGAUAUGCUUGAUAGUUAUGAAAACUAUAAUUUGAUGAAAAGACGAGCUAGGACAGAACCAAGGAUGGAACCUUGUUCAGGGGUCAGUGCUUCUAAAUUAUCCGCAGGGCAUGAGUACCUGGUCCCCUUGGAUCCUAUUUACUAUCAUGAGAAAUCCUGCUGCUUCAGGAAUACGCUGACCCGCUGCCCUCUCUUCAGAUCUACUAAACCGGUUAUAGGAAUGACGGAGCCGAGAGCUGAAAAGUUUAUAGGUAUGGUGGAUACCAGGAUAAGGAUUCCAGGAUAUAUUGGAGGGAGACGGAUUAGAGAUACAGGCUUUGCUGGACUCAGCACUUUAAUCUAACCAGGAGAUAAGAGGGUUCCUGGUGGAAAGAAGAAACCCUGGAGCUUCGAGAUCGAAAUAUAAAUUUAUGAAAAUUAAAAACGAAAUACAUAAUUUUUUAUAAUAGA
Messenger RNA from Eurytemora carolleeae, 731 nucleotides. RefSeq lists its product as uncharacterized. Lineage: Eukaryota; Metazoa; Arthropoda; Copepoda; Calanoida; Temoridae. Bases 109 to 624 code for a protein of 171 amino acids. The record is from RefSeq and is a predicted model, not a curated record. The transcript is spliced from 8 exons.